CCUCACAGCCCUAUUCCUCACCACCAUCCUUCAUGACAGCGUCUCUAGAGGAUCAGCAAACUUUGAAAGAUGAGAUAGCUGAUCUCGAGAGGCGGUUACAAGAUGCAAAAUCACGAUUGAGUCAGAAUGAACUUGUCGGUACGCCAUCGCUACCGUCAACCGAUACCGGUUUUCAUGCUCUACUGCUCCUCUCAGACUCUGCGCUGCCUUUAGGAUCCUUCGCAUUCAGCAGCGGCUUGGAGUCCUAUCUUGCGCACCAUAAGUUGGCCGCCUCCUCGAUUUCGCAGUUUACGUCCUUCAAGACCUUCCUUCGACUCUCGCUAGCCACACUUGCCAGCACAGCUCUUCCCUAUGUUCUAGCCGGGUAUCGACACCCAGAAGACAUCGAAACCCUAGACAAUGACUUUGAUGCGAGUACACCGUGCACUGUUGCGCGAAGGGCAAGCAUAGCACAAGGCCGAGCGUUACUCACUGUCUGGGAUCGCAGUUUCAAGGCACAAUAUACUACGUCGCACUCUGAGUCUGAAGGACAAAUCACAUCGGCAGAUGAGUCCAAAAAGAUUGCAAUAGAGGCUUUGAAGUCCUUCUCAGCCGCUCUGCGCAAGUUUGACUAUAUCAAUGCACACCUGGCACCACUCUGGGGGUUAAUCACAAGGGUAUUGUCGGUCCCCCUUCGCGAUGCAGCGUACCUCUUCCUGUUUUCGCAUGCGCGCACUGUGAUAAGUGCUGCAGUCCGUGCAAGCGUUAUGGGUCCUUAUCAGGCUCAAAACGUGCUAGCGAGCUCGGAACUGCAAGACAGGAUCAGAGGGCUCAUCGAGGAAGGGUGGGAUAGGAAUGUCGAGGACGCAGGGCAAACUGUGCCGGUUAUGGAUCUGUGGGUGGGAAGACAUGAGAAACUCUACAGUAGGAUCUUCAAUUCUUGAGACAGGGUCGACGGUCAAAGUACGAGUAUGUAGGGGAAUGUCGUGUAGGGGAAUGUCGAAAUCGUUUAGUGCAAAGAGCCCGAUGGACUUAUCUAAGAACCAGAAGCGGAAACUUGCUGACGAUGAUCUUCUCAACGCCUGCAUAUUUAUGGUUAUGUAUUGGGCGAAACAUAUGAAAUGCAGUUCUUAUGCCUU
Molecule: messenger RNA, 1118 nt
Organism: Aaosphaeria arxii CBS 175.79
Lineage: Eukaryota; Fungi; Ascomycota; Dothideomycetes; Pleosporales
Exons: 2
Coding region: 33-923 (296 amino acids)
Molecular function (GO): nickel cation binding
Source: RefSeq, a predicted model, not a curated record